Pelobates cultripes (western spadefoot toad) is the source of this 339-nucleotide messenger RNA. The record is from the annotation of a GenBank genome assembly. NCBI's taxonomy places the organism in Eukaryota, Metazoa, Chordata, Amphibia, Anura, Pelobatidae.
AUGGCAGCUAUGCCUCAACAUCCACGAUACCAAGAUGACACAACAAUCCAGGCCUGGAAAGAGUGCUUUGAAAACAGAUUUGACAAGGUCUGUCAGCGGCUCUGGGAGCGCUUUUAUUGCCAAGCCCGUGCCACCAUCUCAUCUGCUGAGCCUGUGAUCCACGUCUCUGCAAGGGACUAUGGAUCCCAUUCUGGCCCUGAGGCCCUCAUGGAGGAAUUUUCAGCCAGCCACCCACACACCCUAAAGUUCCCCCUUGUACUGGAGUUCUCUCGGGCCUGCACUCAUACCGACCGGAGAAGAAGGAUUCUUGGUGGUGCAGCAAGCAAUGGCUCCUCUUGA